Spinacia oleracea (spinach) is the source of this 2262-nucleotide messenger RNA. RefSeq lists its product as uncharacterized. The record is from RefSeq and is a predicted model, not a curated record. The coding region runs from base 1 to 2262 and encodes 753 amino acids. The transcript is spliced from 3 exons. NCBI's taxonomy places the organism in Eukaryota, Viridiplantae, Streptophyta, Magnoliopsida, Caryophyllales, Amaranthaceae. Gene Ontology annotation, molecular function: RNA-DNA hybrid ribonuclease activity; nucleic acid binding.
AUGACAGGAAUCAGCCCAGACGUGAUCACCCACAAGCUCAACGUCGACCCCAGCUUCAGACCGGUAAAACAGAAACGACGUAAGUUCGCUCCCGAAAGGAAUAAAAUCAUAGACGAAGAAGUCCAAAACUUGAUAGAUUCAGGGAAGAUCAGAGAGGUCAAAUAUCCAGACUGGUUAGCAAACGUCGUCGUCGUCAGUGCGACAUACCAAAGAUUAGUCAACAAGAUGUUUAAAGACCAACUCGGAGACACAAUGGAAGUAUACAUUGACGACAUGCUGGUGAAAUCGAGGAAGGCUGACGAUCACGUGGAACACUUACGACAAUCCUUCGACAUACUAAAAAAGUACGGUAUGAAACUUAACCCGACUAAAUGUUCUUUCGGAGUGUCCGCAGGAAAAUUCUUAGGUUACAUCGUCACCCAACGAGGAAUCGAGGCCAGUCCCGACCAAGUGCGAGCGAUCAUCAACAUUCAAUCCCCCAGGAACAUAAAAGAGGUACAGCGCUUGACAGGAAGAGUGGCGGCACUAAACCGUUUUAUAUCACGGUCGUCGGACAAGUGUCGAUUAUUUUACGACGUAUUGCGCAAAAACAAGGGGUUUAACUGGUCCGACGACCACGAAGCAGCCUUGCAAAACCUCAAAAAAUACAUGAUGUCGCCACCCCUCCUAUCCAAGCCAAAAGAAGGAGAAGUCUUACAACUCUAUUUAGCCGUUAGCUCGACGGCCGUCAGCGCGGUCCUAGCUCGAGAAGACAAAGCACAACAACUACCCAUUUAUUACAUCAGUAAGUCACUACUGGAAGCAGAGACCAGGUAUUCCUCCCUAGAAAAACUCGUUUUAGCACUCGUUACCGCAGCCAAAAAACUAAGGCAUUAUUUUGAAACUCACCAAAUAGUGGUGAUGACUAACUAUCCAAUCAAGUCUGUGAUGCGUAGGCCAGAACUGACAGGUCGAAUGGAGAAGUGGACAAUGGCACUAGGAAGGUUCGACAUCAAGUAUCAACCAAGGACGGCUGUAAAAUCGCAGGCCCUAGCAGAUUUUGUGGCAGACUUCAGCCCCGACUUAGAGAGAAUAGCAGACGACGAAGUCAAACUCAUCAACAACAUAGAAGGAAUAUGGACACUCUUCGUCGACGGCUCAUCUAACUUUCGUGGUGCAGGUUUAGGCGUCGUACUGAAGUCACCACAAGGGGACAUGAUAGCACAGGCAAUCUGCUGCGAUUUCAAGGCAACUAACAACGAAGCAGAAUACGAGGCGCUAAUCGCCGGAAUGAAAUUAGCUAUGGAAUUAGGGGCAAGCGGACUCAACAUCUUCAGCGACUCACAACUAAUCGUCAACCAGAUUAACGGCGACUACGAAGCUAAAGACUUAAAAAUGACCUUGUAUCUCGAGAAAGCAAAAGAAUUAACUUCCAAAUUCAAACCCUUCUCCAUCAAACAAGUCCCAAGAGACCUAAACACACAAGCCGACGCCCUUGCCAACCUAGGAUCCGCACUCAGAAAAUCACCAUUCUCGACCAUACCUCUAGUACACCUACUGUCACCCGCCGUCGAAAAAGACAUACCACAAGACGCCAGCCUCGUCCUAUCAACCUUAAACACAGACAGUUGGACCAAACCCAUCUUCGAUUACCUAAAGCACGAAACUCUACCCGACGACAAGCUAGAAGCCAGAAAGAUACUUUUCAAAGCUUCACGAUAUGUUAUUUUGCAGGACGUACUGUUUAAGCGAUCAGCAAACGGAAUGUUGAUGCGAUGUGCCGAAGAAAUCGAAUGGGAAAUACUAUUGAAACAAUACCAUGAAGGAGAAUGCGGAGGACACGAAGGAGGACGAAGCUUAUCAACCAGAAUCAAAAGAAAUGGAUACUAUUGGCCAGCAAUGCUUAAGGACGCCAUGAGGUACGUAUCCAAGUGCGACAAGUGCCAACGACACGCAGGUAUGACGCAUAAACCAUCUGAAUUCUUGCACCCAACCCUAACCCCGUGGCCUUUCAUGAAAUGGGGGAUGGACAUCGUUGGCAAACUGCCCGUCGCCCCAGGACAAAAGGUCUUCAUGUUAGCCCUAACAGAUUAUUUUUCCAAGUGGAUAGAAGCAGGUGCAUUCCAACAAGUAAGGGACAAAGAGCGACAAGACAAGAGCUUUCUACAAAACAUGGAACAUCGAGCUAAAGACGUCGACACCCAGAUAUCCCCAAGCAAACGGACAGGCGGAAUCCAGCAACAAAACGAUCAUCGCGUCGCUGAAAAAGCGGUUGGACGAUAA